Messenger RNA from Musca domestica (house fly), 3702 nucleotides. RefSeq names its product NAD-dependent histone deacetylase sirtuin-1 (gene Sirt1). Gene Ontology annotation, molecular function: NAD+ binding. NCBI's taxonomy places the organism in Eukaryota, Metazoa, Arthropoda, Insecta, Diptera, Muscidae. The record is from RefSeq and is a predicted model, not a curated record. Bases 367 to 3036 code for a protein of 889 amino acids. The transcript has 3 exons.
UAACAUCACCCUAAUAUAGUUGGUGAAUGGACGGACUCAAUCGUCGCCAUCUUAUUGCUGUGCUGUGUUUUGAAGAGAAUUGAUGAAAAAAGAGUAAAAAUUUCCAAAAUUAAAUAGAUAAAAUUGUAUAAAAAUAUUACGCAAAUAAAUAUUGUAACAUUGAUCAAUUAAAAAACGUUGGAAAUUUUUUUUCUUGGAGUCGUAUAAUUUUUGAUGAAUCAUCAACACCAGACGAUUGAUGGAAAAUUAUUGUGUUAGAGAGAGAUAGAGCGAUUAAGUGUGAAAGAGAUAAAAAUUGUACUCGUGCUUUCGUAUUUAGUUAGCAAGGAUUUGGGCUGUGGUAGUUUCGAGACUGAGCCACUAGAAAUGAUGAACAACUAUGAACAGGCGAGAUUGCCCACAGAGCGUUUGAAGGAUAUCGGCGAUAUUCAUCAGAUAAACUUUCCCGAGGAGUCAGUAUUUGAACAUGUCGAUGUAAAAACACAAAAUUUUAAUUUUGGCGCCAAUAUUAUAAGCACAACAACAAUGUCAUCGUCUGCACUUAUUUCGACCAGCGAAGAGGAGAUCAAAACAAACUCAAUGAAAGAAAUACAAACAAUAACAUUACCGCCAACGCUUUCCACAGAAGAUUUAGAAAUAGUUGGUUCUUCAAUCGCAGACACUCCUCCAGUAAGCGUAGAUGAGAGACAAGACUCGGAGGAGUGCACAGAAGGAGAGUUGUCGGUGGAAGAUGUUUUCCACGGCGCAUCAAAACAUUCAACUGAAGAUAUUACACAUUCCGAGCAAUCGUCGCAGGGUGGUACAGAGCUCAAUACCAGCAGCUAUAACGACAACGAUGUCAAUGAUGAUGAAGAAGACGCAGAUGAUGACGACGAAGAUUCGGAUGAUUCUUCCUCAGACUCGGACUACUCCGAUUUAAGUGGUCUGUCAGAUAUGUCCGGCAAGGAGUGGAAACCGAUUAGUCGCCCAUUGAACUGGGUUCAGAAGCAAAUACAUUCGGGGGCAAAUCCUCGGGAAAUUUUGUCAAAGUUCUUGCCCACAUCAGCUCAACGUAUCAGCCCUGAGUUGACAGAUAUGACUUUAUGGCGUAUUUUGGCCAGUAUGAUGGCCGAACCACCCAGGCGCAAAAAGCUUUCAUACGUCAAUACAUUCGAUGAUGUUAUCGAUCUACUACACAAAUCCAAGAAUAUUAUUGUUCUCACUGGUGCCGGUGUUUCAGUAUCUUGUGGUAUACCUGAUUUUAGAUCCUCAGAUGGUAUAUAUUCUCGAUUGGCCAAAGAUUUCCCCAACUUACCCGAUCCGCAGGCCAUGUUUGAUAUCAAUUAUUUUUCCCGAGAUCCGAGACCGUUUUACAAAUUUGCCCGCGAAAUUUAUCCGGGACAGUUUAAGCCGUCACCGUGCCAUCGAUUUAUAAAAAUGCUGGAACAAAAACAAAAAUUGUUAAGGAACUACACCCAGAAUAUAGACACAUUAGAACAGGUGGCCGGCAUAAAAAAUGUCAUUGAGUGUCACGGCUCCUUUUCGACAGCUUCGUGCACCAAAUGCAAAUACAAAUGUGAUGCAGAGAGUAUACGGGCAGACAUCUUUGCCCAGCGUAUACCUGUGUGCCCACGUUGCCAGCCCAAUGUUGAACAGAGUGUGGAUGCUUCCCAACCGGUAUCUGAAAGUGGACUACGACAGCUUGUGGAGAACGGCAUAAUGAAACCUGACAUUGUCUUCUUUGGAGAAGGAUUACCAGAAGAAUUCCACACUGUCAUGGCAAGUGACAAAGAUAAAUGCGAUCUACUGAUUGUUAUGGGUUCAUCACUUAAAGUCCGACCAGUAGCAUUGAUUCCCAGCUCAAUACCGAAUAAUGUACCACAGAUCUUGAUUAAUCGCGAACAACUACACCACCUGGAGUUCGAUGUUGAACUGUUGGGAGAUGGUGAUGUUAUUAUUAAUCAAAUCUGCCAUCGUCUGGGAGAGGAUUGGCAAGAUAUUUGUUUUGAUGAUCAAAUUUUGCAAGAAUCUAACGAAUUAAUGGCAUUGAAUGAUGACGAAGGGGAUUGUGAAAGCAGUAUGAAAGGAACACAUCCGCCAACGGAUAAUGACUGCGUUUCCAUAAAAUCCAGCCAAUCCAAUGAUUUAAUGUUGCAGUCUGGCACAAAUUAUUCCGAUUCCGGCUUUGAAACUUCAUCAACAUCAUCCAUAAAGCGAGACGGAGAAUUUCUCUGCCCCGAUUAUCUAGAUGAACCUCUUGAGUCCACAGAUUUUGGUGGUUCUUGUGAUUAUCGUCACCUGUCUAUCGACUCAUCAAAAGAUAGUGGUAUUUUAGGCGAUGCCUCCAAUUCGGCGACGACUCCUGUCUUCAAUAGUGGGUUUUCUGAAACAGGCGAUACUAAGAAAAGCCUGAAUAUGCCCGCAACCUCAACACAAGCAAUCCCGAACAAGAAAACAAUGGCAAACAGCUUUGAUGGAACCAAAACAGUAGCGGCUACAGAUGAUGAAUCCAAAGAUGGCGAAAAAAGUAUCCGUAAAAAGCAAAAACGUCAAAGUGCUGCUGAGAGGUUGUACAAAGGUACAUAUUACGCACAUGAUGUAUCUUCGUCCUAUGUAUUUCCUGGUGCCCAAGUAUCGUGGUGUUCAGACUCCGAAGAGGAGGAUGAUGAUGAGGAAGACGAUGAUGAAGAUUGUGCUAAUUCUAAGAUUACUAAGGAGACAAAUUCCGGCGAUGUUCAGGCAGAUGAAACUGCAAAUUCUGCAACGUCAACGUCAAUGAUGACAACGUCAGCCCAAAGUGAAACGACUACCUUUACUAAUAUUAUUACAAUCAACCCAGCAGCGGAACAACAGAAAAAGAGACAUUCAACCGAUAGCCCGGCAGAAAUCUACAACACAGAAGAUGGCGAUAAUCCAACAUCAACAUCCGUUAGCCCGCAUAGUCCACCUCCACACAAGAGACGACGAGAUUCCGCCAACACCCCCUCGUCACCAACAGUCUCCUUGCAACCUGUAAAUACUUUUAAUCGUGACUUGGGCCCGUCGUCGUCAUCGUAAGCCACUAAUUUCUCAUUUAUAGUAUAAUUCUUAUUUUUAGAAUAGUUGUAAAAAAUAUUCAUAGGCUUUUUUCUGCAUUUCGGUAAAUUGUUAAUUUUGAAAAAAAAAAACAAAUAUUUUAAAUAUCAACAACUACCUAUGUGGAGUUUAUGUUUUGUAAACAUGUAUUGCCAGUUUUACAUCUGUUGCUUAUGUUGGUAAUACUAAUCCUUCUCACGUAAUGCAACUGGGACAAAGUUAAUGUUCCGAUUAAGGGAUUCAAUUUUAGGCAAGCAUUUAUUAUUCCCUUUUGCUAAUCGCCAAUACACACAAAUAUAAUUAUUUUUCCCCCUUUUCACCGUAAAAUAACUUUCUGUUUUUCUUUUUUAUUUUUAAUAUGGUUAUAUAAUGUUUAGCAAUUAUUACAACAAUGCCGCAACUAAAGAGCAUUAUAAAUCUUGAUAAAAAAUUGACCCGCGCACAUACAAACAAAGUAAGAUAUAAAUAUUAAAAAUAUGUAGAAUUUAGAGAUUAGUUUCUAACUUAUUUAAAAAACAAAACUAGGAAUAAGAAAAAUUAACAUAUAAGCUUUCUGAGAAUAUAAAUAAUUAUAAAAAGAGAAGAGAAAAAACAAAAACGAGAAUAAAACAAAUCGCUAUGUUAAUAAAAAACAUACGUCUAAACAUA